AUGGCGAAUAACGUUACCUACGUAUCGACCUCAGAAAGCGACAAAGAAUCUGUUGAUUUAUACAUGUCUGACGGCUCAUCUAACUUUGAGAUGGACGAGGCAACCUACGACGGAGUAACACAGCCUUACAUGUUCGAACCAGAGACAAAUGACGACCCAAACGAGGAAACUUCAGUGGCCGACCACGAGCCCGAGAUCCAAGCCAUACGACUUGGAAGCAACGAUUGGUGUAGGUGCGGACACUGUCCUGCAAUGUCUACCGAAGUGGAAAGUAUUUGUUGCAAAGAAGUCGACCAGGUCCAAGUCAUGAUGGAUGCCAUUCCAGGUGACCUAUCAUGCAUCACUCCCCAUCCUGGAUUUGCUGCUGUCUGUUUGAAUAUUUAUGUUCUACAGACAGCAUACCUGACAUUUCGUCAGUACCAUGGUCAAUUGACAGACUAUGAAAACAAGCUAUAG
Molecule: messenger RNA, 456 nt
Organism: Mizuhopecten yessoensis (Yesso scallop)
Lineage: Eukaryota; Metazoa; Mollusca; Bivalvia; Pectinida; Pectinidae
Exons: 3
Coding region: 1-456 (151 amino acids)
Source: RefSeq, a predicted model, not a curated record